Molecule: messenger RNA, 891 nt
Organism: Psammomys obesus (fat sand rat)
Lineage: Eukaryota; Metazoa; Chordata; Mammalia; Rodentia; Muridae
Gene: Ppp1r14d
Product: protein phosphatase 1 regulatory inhibitor subunit 14D
Exons: 4
Coding region: 200-640 (146 amino acids)
Biological process (GO): regulation of phosphorylation
Cellular component (GO): cytoplasm
Molecular function (GO): protein serine/threonine phosphatase inhibitor activity
Source: RefSeq, a predicted model, not a curated record
AAGCCAGGAGACUCAUUCCCAGCUUUAAACAAAGGCCUAUUGAUCUUUGACCCCUGCCCCUCCCAAGAGCCUUGGCCCUCUUCCCACUCCUUUCUUCCUUGUGGGCCUCUCCCUCCACUCUCUGUCCCCUCACUUACCUCAGUGCUCCUGCCCCGACUGGCAGUUUCCCCAUCAGCUCCUUGUCCAGUCCAAGCUUCCCAUGCUGUCUCCGAGCCCUGCCUCCUGUCCAUCUCCCAACCCUGACGCAGACACCCCAGACAAGAAGGUCCGCUGGGCUUCUGAGAGGAGAAGAAGGACAUCAUCCACGGACUCAGAGUCAAAGGCUCACGUGGAUGUUUCUAAGUUGCCCCGGUCCCGGAGACCCAGCCGGCUGACGGUGAAAUACGACCGGGGUCAUCUGCAGCGCUGGCUGGAGAUGGAGCAGUGGGUAGAUGCUCAGCUUCAGGAACUCUUCCAGGGUCAAGAAGAUCCUUCUGAACCCGAGAUUGAUCUGGAAGCUCUCAUGGAUCUGUCCACAGAAGAGCAGAGGACUCAGUUGGAGGCCAUUCUCCAAGACUGCCCCGGUGACAGAGAGCCUUUUAUCUCUGAGCUGCUCAGUCAACUCAAGAAGCUUCGGAGACUCAGCAGGCCUUUGAAAUAAUCCUGGAGAGACCGUCUUCUGUAGCCUCAGCACUUCCAGGAUACACAGGAUACUGACCAGGAUAUACAGCCCUGACCUGGAUACCGGCUUUAAGGUCUUCAGACCUUACAGACAAGGGAUGCAGAAGACAGAGACACUUGUAUAGCCCAAGAGUGUGUGCAGCUACAGCUGGGCUCUCUGGGAGUCAGUUGUGGCUAUUGCCUAGAACUUUCCUUGUUGGCCAGGAUAAAACCUUUAGGAGCCCAGCUAAA